Paralichthys olivaceus (Japanese flounder) is the source of this 3676-nucleotide messenger RNA. Its product is annotated as eosinophil peroxidase-like. The record is from RefSeq and is a predicted model, not a curated record. Gene Ontology annotation, molecular function: protein binding; heme binding; peroxidase activity. Gene Ontology annotation, biological process: response to oxidative stress. Lineage: Eukaryota; Metazoa; Chordata; Actinopteri; Pleuronectiformes; Paralichthyidae.
CUGGAAGCUGGAUGAUACACAAACCAUUAGAGGACCCAAACUUCAACUUCAACCACACAGAUGAAUCACUUUCUGUUUGUGCUGGCUGCGGGACUUUACCUGUUCAUGCAAUGUCACGUAAAUGCAGAAUCUCGUUUGAGCAGGAGUGUUAUUGAGAGAGCUGUGGUUGCGGCCAAGGCCAAUGUGGACAAUGCUUAUACAAGCUCCCGAAAAGAGAGCCUCGCCCGAGUGAGGAGGAAUGAAGCAAAUCCUUCAGACGUGCUGCGGUUGCUGAAGCAGCCUUCCGGGCUGACUCGCAGUGCUGUGCGGGCUGCAGACUAUAUGGACAUCACUGUGUCACUGCUCAAGAGCUCUCUGCAAAGACGCAGAAAACGCUCCAUCAACGCCACAGAUCUGAUCUCUGAAGAGGAUCUGCAGGUCAUUGCUAAUCUGACAGGCUGCUCUCCCCGACAUCGUGUCCCUUCCUGCAGUACGACUCCAAACAAAGACAAGUUUCGCACUGCCAGCAAUGUCUGCAACAACAGAAAAAACCCUCGAUGGGGGUCUGCCAACACACCUUUCACCCGCUGGCUUCCUGCUGAGUACCAGGAUAAUGUCUCUCUGCCCAAAGGAUGGGACCCUAAGCAGAAGAUCAACAACCAUUUGCUGCCAUUGGUGAGGGACGUGUCCAACCGUAUUAUGAGCACAGCUAAUAAGGAUGUGGAAAGUGACCCAUUGUACACUCACCUGGUGACAAUCUUCGGCCAAUGGACCGACCACGACCUGACCUUCACACCUCAAUCUCCUGUCAUCAGCUCAUUCAGUAAGGGGAUCAACUGUGACAAGAGCUGCGAAUACACAGAACCCUGUUUCCCCAUCAAGAUCCCCAGUGGAGACCCCCGCUUCCUCAAUCACUCAGAAAAAUGCAUGCCCUUCUUCCGCUCAGCAGCAGGUUGUGGUUCUGGCAACACAGGUUACCUCUUCGGUGCAAGCAAUGUUCGUCAGCAGAUGAACGCUAUCACAGCUUUCAUUGACGUGGGCCAGGUGUACAGUUCAGAUGAUUCCAAAGCUCGCUUCCUCCGUAACCUUACCACAGACCAAGGACUUUUAAGGGUAAACGAAAAGUACGAUGACAAUAGCCGCGAGCUCCUGCCGUUUCAAAACAGUGGUGCCAACAUGUGUGCGACACGAGCCCGCAUUACUAACAAUGUCAUUGCUGAAGAGGUGCCCUGCUUUCUGGCUGGUGAUGAACGCUCCAAUGAGAACAUUGCUCUGACCUCUCUGCACACACUGUUGCUGCGUGAGCACAAUCGUCUGGUACGUGCCCUGGCAAAACUCAACCCUCGUUGGAACGGAGAGAGACUCUACCAGGAGGCCCGCAAGAUCAUGGGAGCAUACUUUCAGGUUCUCACCUUCAGAGACUACUUGAACCACAUUGUUGGUCCAGAUGUAAUUGCAAGGCAGCUGUCCACCUACCCUGGUUAUGAUGAACAUGUGGACCCCAGCAUAUCCAAUGUGUUUGCAACAGCUGCCUACAGAUUUGCUCACCUGAUGGUUCAGCCAUUUAUUUUCCGUCUUGAUGAGAACUAUCAGCAGCACCGUGAUUACCCCAGCCCACUACUGCACAAAGCCUUUUUCACACCAUGGAGGGUGAUCUUUGAAGGUGGUUUGGACCCAAUCCUGCGGGGGCUAAUAGGCCGCAAGGCCAAGCUGUCUACACAGAAACACAUGAUGCCUGAGGAGCUCAGGAACAAGCUGUUUAAGUUCUCCGCUGAGUUGGCGCUUGAUCUGGCCUCUCUUAAUAUGCAGAGAGGCAGAGACCAUGCACUUCCAGGAUACAACAAAUGGCGCAAGUUCUGCAAGCUCUCGCAACCAAAAAAUCUGAGCGAGCUGGAAAGUGUUAUGAACAACACAGAUAUCGCCAAGAAACUUCUGAAUCUCUAUGGCACACCUGACAACAUCGACGUGUGGAUGGGAGGAGUGGCUGAGCCGUUUGUGAGGGGUGGUAGGGUGGGACCCCUCUUUGCCUGCCUAAUUGCCACUCAGUUCCAGAAGAUCCGUCAGGGAGAUCGACUUUGGUGGGAGAACAAUGGAGUUUUCACUGAGGCUCAGAGGGUGUCCCUGAGGAAAACAUCACUUGCCCGCAUCAUCUGUGACAACACUGGUAUCACUGAAGUACCUAAAAGCCCCUUCCAGUACCGGCCUCGUGGGUCAGGUUACACUCCGUGUAAGAACAUCUCUGCCUUUGACCUCAGCCCAUGGAAGGAGGAUGGAGUCCCAGCCACACCUAAACCCACUCAACCCCCUCGCAUUGAAAACAAAGUUGCCUUCUCUGUGAGACUGGGCAACAAUUUUCCUAAAGCUAGCAUGCCGAUUGCAUUUCGUGAGGUAAUCUACAAUGGACAGAACCGCUAUAACGUAUCGACAGGGUAUUUCACCUGUGAGCAACCAGGUGUUUAUGAGUUCCAAUUCCACUGCACAAUCUUCAAGAAAGCUGCCAACAUAGAUCUGAUGCAUAAUGGAAAACUGAUUGUGCACUCAUUCACCACCAAGCAGAGCGGCCGCAUCACAGCAAGUGGCAACGUGUAUAUUAAGCUUGAGAAGGGAGACAUGGUGUGGCUGUUGGCCAACCAGGGAGGCAAUGGUCUGUCCAGUGAUAGCUUCUUUUCAGGGCAUCUACUAUUCACUGAGACUGAUGACACAGCUGCUUCUCCUUGACAUCCUCAAAACACUGCACAUUCAAGUGUAGUAGAGCAACGCUGAGUUUGUUGAAGUCACACAUUUCCAUUUGGAAACUUGUUGACAGAGAGCAAAGUGUCUGAAAAAGCUGUAUGAUUUUUUUGACUGUUUAAAAACAUUAUAUGGAAUGAGCGGAUGUUCAUUUUGCACUGGUACCUACACUGGAGAUAUAAAGGGUUAGUCGCUAUCAUUCGUGUUAUUUUUCUAUGAAAGAACAUUUUGGAGCACUUUUUUAUUCCCUCAAAAAUAGAUAGAUAUUUUUGAGUCACUUUAUCUGUGACAUUAUUCAUUCUUGUGGUAGAGAUUCACUUUUGCAUCUGAAAGACAAUAAUGAUGAUCCAGAACAAAUAGAAGGUCACAUGUUUGUCUGAAGACCAUGCUGACGAUGUCUGUAAGCAGACCAGCAGAUGGCAGUGGCGUACAACUUUACAAGGACAGGAAGGCUAGCACAAGCUGCACUGUAUACUAAUGCUCAAGAACAACUGUUUCUGUGCUGAGGAUUUACAGUAUUUGCCGAACAGAAAGUGUGUGAAAGGUCUAGCAAAAAAAUUUGCAAUUAUAAUGAGUAUAGGUGGAUUUUACCUGCGGUAAAUCUGUGUUGCUCCAAACUAAAGGAAUCAAUUACAAAAUAAUGAAUUAGGAAAUACCAAUUCUGAAGGAACCACAGUGGGUUUGUUGCCUUUUGUAAAACCUAAAGCUAAACUUUGAUGCUGUCUUGAAUAUGUUUGAAGAGGCAGUUGAAGUUGUAUCAAGUAUGUAUGUAAACUUGUGUUUUAAGGUUCAGUGUGUCUUUCCUUCCAAGUGUGGAAGAAUCUAUGGUGGCCUUCAGGUAACAAAAAUGCCAUAGGGCCUCUCCAGACAAACUGUACACUGGCUGUGUGGAGUUUGUCCAUUCCAGGCUACUGUAGAGACAUGGUGCAACAUUUUGUAGUGGCUAAUGUUUGGUGUUAAUGUUAGG